UAUAAAGUAACUACGUUACUUUAUAUUUUGUCAGUAACGUUCCUAACUUAACAUCAGAAUAUGAGUUUCCAGAAGGUCCGUGCCUUCUUUUCUCAAAAAGUCGUGUUACCUCAUAACGUGCAACCAGCUGUAUUGAUAGUAAAAAAUGGUAAAAUAGAAAAAAUUAUAGAAAACGUUGACAAGCAUGUGAUGGAAUCUAUAUUACAAAAUUAUCCUGAUAUUGCAAUAGAGAAUUUUGGUUCACUAGUUCUUAUGCCUGGAGUUGUAGAUUCGCAUGUACAUGUGAAUGAACCAGGGAGAACGGAAUGGGAAGGAUUCGUUACGGCUACGAAAGCAGCAGCUGCUGGAGGAGUUACAACAAUUGCAGAUAUGCCCUUGAAUUCUAUACCACCAACUACUACAGUGAAUAAUCUCAGAAUAAAAGCAGCCAAAGCUCGUGGAAAGAUAUAUGUGGAUCUAGCAUUCUGGGGUGGAGUGAUUCCAGGAAAUCAGAAAGAUAUGCAGUCACUGGUGCAAGCUGGUGUAGUGGGAUUCAAAUGCUUCCUCUGUCCAAGUGGGGUGGAUGAGUUUCCCCAUGUGAAUGAAAAAGACGUUCAAGAAGCCUUAGCUGAAUUGAAGUCCACUAAAUCCGUACUCGCGUUUCAUGCUGAAUAUGAAUCUGAGUGUACAACCCCAACAGGAGACCCAUCGUGCUUCAGGACUUUUGUACAAUCUCGUCCUCACGAGAUGGAAGUAAGCGCCAUUAAAAUGAUCUGCCAGUGGUGCAAAGCAUCUAAUGUGAGAUGUCAUAUUGUACAUUUAUCGACUGCUGAAGCUUUGGAUUUGAUAAAAGAGGCAAAACAAUGUGGAGCACCAUUAACGGCGGAAACGUGCCACCACUAUCUGCUAUUCUCUUCAGAAGAAGUGCCAAAGGGAGCCACUGAAUUCAAAUGUUGUCCUCCAAUUCGAGAUAAAAUGAAUCAAGAUAAAUUAUGGAGAGGCCUACAAGAUAGAGUGCUAGAUAUGGUCGUUUCGGAUCAUUCUCCUUGUGUGGAAGAAUUGAAAACGAAGGGAAACUUUCUCACCGCUUGGGGCGGCAUUUCAUCGCUGCAAUUUGGUUUGUCGUUGUUGUGGACCGCUGCGAAGUCAAAAAAUGUGAAACUAACACAAAUAUCGUCGUGGUUGAGUUCUGGGCCUGCUAGAUUAUGUGGACUAGAUAAUCGUAAAGGUUCCUUGUCUGUGGGCAUGGAUGCGGACGUCGUAGUUUGGGACCCGGAGAAAAAGUUCAAGGUUACGAGAGAGCAGAUUUUAUUUAAGAAUAAGCUAACACCAUAUGAAAACAAAGUACUUUAUGGGAAAGUUGAGGCAACAAUACUUGGCGGUGAAUACAUUUACAGAGAUAAUCAAUUGUGCGAGAAACCUAUUGCUAAGAAAGCGAUAUCAGUAUUGUUCGUUUACAAACCUUAAAUGGACAAUGGUAAAAGUGAAACGAGUUUAUUUCAAUCACGGUGC
Megachile rotundata (alfalfa leafcutting bee) is the source of this 1491-nucleotide messenger RNA. Its product is annotated as allantoinase, mitochondrial. Gene Ontology annotation, biological process: purine nucleobase catabolic process; allantoin catabolic process. Gene Ontology annotation, cellular component: cytoplasm. NCBI's taxonomy places the organism in Eukaryota, Metazoa, Arthropoda, Insecta, Hymenoptera, Megachilidae. Gene Ontology annotation, molecular function: cobalt ion binding; zinc ion binding; allantoinase activity. The record is from RefSeq and is a predicted model, not a curated record.